Messenger RNA from Coregonus clupeaformis (lake whitefish), 4306 nucleotides. RefSeq names its product protein phosphatase targeting COQ7 a (gene pptc7a). The record is from RefSeq and is a predicted model, not a curated record. The transcript has 6 exons. NCBI's taxonomy places the organism in Eukaryota, Metazoa, Chordata, Actinopteri, Salmoniformes, Salmonidae. Bases 376 to 1269 code for a protein of 297 amino acids.
CAGAUCACCGUGGCUCGCUCCCCCAGCAUGUUUCAGAAAUGUGUUAAGCUGUUCUACAGGCACAAUGGCUGUAACGAACUCGGAUCAUCUCUGGGGAUCUGGACGUGUGAUAUCCUUCGAAUUACGGAGCAGUUGUUACUGAAUUGGCAAUAACUACUGUAUUCAACUAAAUAAGAAUAAGUAUCGUCUGGGCUAUCGCAUCAGCUGGCGCGCGGCUUUAUUUGUUUCUGCGUGGCGAAUGUUAGCUAGCAAACGAAGCAGCACAGUGUCAAGCUAGCGAGUCAAGAUUGUGACAUUUGAGCUAAUCUAGCUAGCUAACAACUAGGUUGUUUCUAGCUUGGUACUCAUAGUGUAGUGGGAGCUGGUGUGUAGGUGAUGUUCUCCGUACUUUCGUACGGUAGACUGGUUGCCAGAGCAGUCAUUGGCGGACUCUCUCAAACAGAUAGCCGCGACUACAGCCUGGUAACAGCAAGCUGCGGGUUUGGGAAGGAUUUUCGGAAGGGUAUCUUGAAGAAAGGGAUGUGCUACGGCGACGACGCUUGCUUCAUUGCCCAACAUAAAUCUGCCGAUGUUUUGGGUGUGGCAGAUGGAGUGGGUGGUUGGAGAGACUACGGGGUGGACCCAUCACAGUUUUCAGGGACCCUGAUGAAGACGUGUGAGCGGCUGGUAAAGGAGGGACGCUUCGUUCCAAGCAACCCUGUGGGCAUCCUCACUACCAGCUACUACGAGCUCCUACAGAACAAAGUGCCUCUGCUAGGCAGCAGCACGGCCUGUAUCGUGGUGCUGGACCGGCAGAGCCAUCGGCUGCACACUGCUAACUUGGGAGACUCGGGCUUCCUGGUGGUGCGGGAAGGAGAGGUGGUGCACCGCUCUGACGAACAGCAGCACUACUUCAACACCCCCUUCCAGCUCUCCAUCGCCCCACCUGAAGCGGAGGGGGCCGUCCUCAGUGACAGUCCUGACGCUGCAGACAGCUCCACCUUUGAUGUCCAGUUGGGGGACAUCAUUCUCACAGCCACAGACGGCCUCUUCGACAACAUGCCCGACUACAUGAUCCUACAGGAGCUGAAAAAACUCAAGAACACCAACUAUGAGAGUAUCCAGCAGACAGCCAGGAGCAUUGCAGAGCAGGCCCAUGUUCUGGCAUAUGACCCCAACUACAUGUCGCCUUUUGCGCAGUUUGCUUGUGACAAUGGACUGAAUGUAAGAGGAGGAAAGCCAGAUGACAUCACCGUGUUGCUGUCAAUAGUGGCAGAGUACACAGACUAGAAACUGUAUUGAGGCUAGGAGGGGAAUUAGGAGAGUUUCCUCUUGCCAUCUGUCUCUUGACGAUGUCAGACUGCUUUGAUUCCUGCUGGCGGGGAUUAAAAUUAAAUUAGGGACUAAUGUUGGUGGCUGACUGAGCCCACCUUUGGCCCCCCUGAGAUAAUCAUUCCUCCAGGACUCAAUCAGGCCUAUUUCUCAGAUGGAACACUGACAAUACAUGCACUGACGUCACCACCAUCAGAACUGAGUGAUAAUCUUUAAUAGUCUGAAGACAUGGAUAAAUAAAGCAGAGGGUUAAAUUCUAACACGUCUCUGGUUAGGCUACCUGCUGCAAAGUAUCUAGCUGGGAAAUGUUCCAGUUGUCAUUGACCUAAUCCCUGUUCAGUGGGAUGAAGGACAUCAGCAUGUUGGAGAUGAGACUCUGGCUCUCACAUGAGAGGGAUAAGUCUGUUUUCAGGUUUGGGCUUGGAGCAAACUCAGGAUGGAGAGAUUUAAAAAAAAAAAAAAAAAAAAAAAGCCAGUCAAAAGUGAUUGAGAGUCAGAAUUGAAAAUCUGUGGAUCAUGCCAAUGAGUGUUAAUCACAGGAACUGAGCUGAUUCAAGACGGGAAGUAGCAUCAUACCAUCAAGUCAAAACUAUAGGGCCACGAAAACGUCACUUUUUCAGGAACUCACAUUACACACAAAAACAAACAAUUAAAAGACGUUGAAGGGCAAAAAAAUGUAUGCGGGCAUAAGGGCAUGCAUCAUUGUGAUAUUAAAGGAUGUUAGAAUGUUUUGGUAGAUCUUUGGGAAAGGGACUGUGUGGUAUUUUAAGUUGUUUGACUGAUCUAAAGGUGCAGUUGCCAUAUACUUUUCCAUAUCAGUACAAUUUGGGUCAAACACAGACCAAAUUAAUAAUUUCUAAGGACGUGAAAUGUUAAAAUAAUGUUUCUGUCAAACCUGUCCUCACCCAUGCUGCGAUGCAAAGAGUGUGACUGAAAGUGAUGUGGAAGGUUAUGUGUGAUAGAGUAACCUCUAGUCUGUCACAUGACAGAUAUUCAUAUUGUAUACAUGCGGAAUGGAUGGGUUUUAUGUAGGCUACACCGCUUUAUUCAAUAUCCACUGGGAUGCAAUAGUAACAACCAUUUACGCACAAGGUUAAAGAAAGCAUAUCUGAAAGCUCACAGUGGAUGUCGGUCAAGUGACCAAGCAUAUAUAUUUUUUUUAAACUUUGGUUUGAUGGGGUGGGAAUCUGGACUGAUCAGUUUUAGUUUAGCUUCAGGAAUAAUUGUUCACAAUCAGAAUUUCUCAGUUGUCCCUGCUGUAAAGCUCCAAUGGCACAUUUGAUUAAGUCUUAUUAAUCAGGUCACUUAUGUUAUUUAAUAUAACUGGUUUUCAUUUUCUUUCACAGCUGAUGUUAACUUUAUUUAAUUUCUUUUUUUUGCUGCAGUCAAACGUGCACUUUGCAUUUACAACAUAACUCACGUGCAGCAACAUUUUAAGAGUAACAUUUUCAUUUUUAAAGGAAGAUUCAACCCAAAAACAAUAUUUCAUUAGUCAAUUGUUUAAAUAGUCCCCAAAUGUUUUGCUUGUCAGCAAUCAAGUUUUCAAGAUAUGUAACUUUCAAAAUACAGAAAUCAUCACCGUAUGAUGCAUUUUGCACCACAUGAUGCAAAACGCAGAUUCAUAUGAUGCAAAAUGCAUCAUACCAGGACAAUUUCUGUAUUUUGAAAAUGUUGGACUAUUUAAACAAUUGACUAAUGAAACAAAUACCAAAAUAUAGUUUUUGGGUGAGGUUUCCUUUAACAUGUACUAUGUACAUGUUGAUUUAUGGAGCUGAUGUGCCUUGUAUCAGAUGUUAUUGAUACUGGCAAAAUUGUCAAACAUAUUGUUCCCUAAACCCCACACUGUGUGUCAGCUAUGGAGACGGACAAGUAGCCAUAUGAUUCACACUUGCCCUGCUGUCUUAAUUCUUAAUCUGCGCCAUCAGAUGGGAGACCUCUCGUUCCCUUUCAAUGUGUUCAAUGCCUUUCACCAUGGGACACAUUCAAAUUUGAAUGGUCAAGCUAUUUAUUUUUAAAAGGUUGAAAAAGCAUGACAAAUGAUCUUAAAAUCCUUAAAGGCCCAAUGCAGCUGUUUUAUAUCAAUAUCAAAUUACUUGGUAACAAUUAAGUACCUUACUGUAAUAGAGUUCCAUAAAAAUUGGCAAAAAUUUGCAUUUUAGAAAACUAGCUGUCAUUGGCAGAGAGGUUUGGAACUCUUUGUUAUUGGUCUAUUAACCAAUUUACCACAUGGUGAUUUUACCAUGGAAAGCCCAAACUCCUGCACAUGCAAACCUGCUGAUUAGAAGGUCCUGUGCAGAUUGUAUUUUCAACCAGCACCUAUCAGGAAAUGACAAAAACAAAUGUCAUACUUUUACAGUGUUAGUUUCAUCAGCUGUGAUAUUAUAUAAUACACAGGAAAAACACAAUGUUGACUGUACUGGGCCUUUAACAAUGUCCUGUGUAUCAUCUGUAGUACCCCUUGGUUUUCUUUUUGUUGAUGUUAUGGUGCUCCCUCACUGCAGGCUACUGUCCUGCUUCAAGGGCUCUCCCCUAACUAGGAAAAUAAUAUCUAUGCCGGUACUGACUGAUGUAGGGCUAUUAGGUGUUUUAUGACAUAAAAAAACCUUAAGAACUUAAUACCCUGCAUACAUUUUCUUACUGCGCUGGGAGUUGAAAGGCACCUGCACUGGAUGGGCCAAAUGUUUUUGCAAAGAUUAUGGCACUGUAGAGGUUGCCAAGAACCUCACCAGCCUUAAAAUACAAGCAAUUCUCCCUGUCAGAUGGCACUAUAUCAAAGCUAGCUUCUCCAUGAUGUCCAUAUCCUGCUCCCCACUGACCUAGUGACCUGACCUGCCAGUACCCCUGUUCUGUUGGCCAGUUCAAAAAGAAAAGUUUGUUACAAUGAGAGCUGCAUGUAUCUAUAUUUUGUAUGUACAGUUCAACAAUGCAGAGACCAGUUUCUGUUAAACAUGUUUUCAAAGCUGUAAAAUAUUUAAAUAAAGUAUAGUAUUUAUUA